This is a messenger RNA of Anopheles marshallii, 408 nucleotides long. RefSeq lists its product as uncharacterized. The record is from RefSeq and is a predicted model, not a curated record. Bases 1 to 408 code for a protein of 135 amino acids. Lineage: Eukaryota; Metazoa; Arthropoda; Insecta; Diptera; Culicidae. The transcript has 3 exons.
AUGAAGCAGCAACAUCGAACCGCAGCAGGCGUUGGUUUUCUUUGCUGCCUCACGUUCGCACUGACGUUGGGUGCACCACAGCAGGCUGGUACGAUCGAGAAACACGAUCCCGAUGACAUACGUACGAUCGUGACGGAUCUUCUCGCGACUGGCAUCAGCAUCUAUUUGGACGAGCAUCAAAUCCGUUUCAUUAAAGGCGACACGGAGAACUUGCUGCUGGAGAACUUUCUUUUCGCCACCGAAGAUGGGUUUCUGUUCACACUAAGCACCGAGAAAGCGUUUGACAAAAGCUACAAGCCGAAGGUAGUCUCCUAUUUCGAUCCCAGCGAAGAUGACGCGCAGAAAGUUCUUCUGUCACUGCUGGGCGGAGGACGCAUUAAGACUUUAACAGUUCAAAAAGCGCGAUGA